AUGACACAUGCUAUCUAUAAAUACAAUAAAAAUAAAUUUACAAUAUUUUGUGUUGAGUGUUGUGAUCCCGUUAUAUUUCGGAGCAUUUGCAUUAGCUUCUGCAUUCACUGCCUCUCGCUAGUUUUUGUUCAAAUUUUUAACAAGAAAUUUUUAAUAAAACCAAACAUAUUCACCGAUUUGGUGGAACAGUAUCUAUCGUCAACGGAUUUUAUAUUGGACGUAAAUUUAAUAAAUGAUAAUUCUUCUUAUUCCACCUCAGACUCGAAUGAUGAAUUGGAAUCACAGGCUUCCAGUUCACAAAAUAUAAUAUUUGGAAGUACACAGCCUCAGGUUAUUAGAACUUUAACAUGUAUAACCGAUGAUAUUUUUAACCAAAGCCAGGGGAAUAUUUUUAUUGACAAAAAUGCUUAUCCUUCUGUUCCAUCAACGGAGGAAAUAAAAGAAUAUCCUGAAAUUAAGCAAUUAUUGCAAUGUAAUAGUCUGCAAAAUAAGGAUAGAACAAUUAUAGCAAAGAGUAUAGUGUCAAAUAUCCUGAGCCAAAAUGUGAAUAGACGUUUAUAUAAAGAUGAUUUGUUACAACUUUCCCGAUCAAUAAUAGAAGUAUUUCCAUCGGAAGUUAGAGAAACUUAUUACGUACCCUUUACAAAAGGUCAUUUGGCAAAUGGUAAAUUGUUUGACGCAUACAAUAAUAAGAGAACACAAUUAAGUGCAGCAGGACUGAUAAAUAUACGUGAAAACGUGAAAAAGAAAUCAAAUCAUACGCAAUUGUCGGAAGAUCACGAAACUGGCAUAUCAGCAGAUGAAUUGAAAAUUCUUGAAACAACGAAUGUAGAUUGGAACAAAACAAGAGAACUUUGGAUUAAAUCUCAUUCCUAUCGACAAAACGAAUUACAAAACAACGAGUUAAGUACUAUUGACUAUAUACAAAAAUACAACAUUCAUCUUAAUGAGAACUUUCAUGAAUUGCUUCAAAUCGAUUUCAAAAUACUGUACCCAAAUUCCAAAAGCAUUUACCAAUGGAAACAAUUCUAUGGAAAACUAAUAUUGAAAGCCGAACAAUCAAAAGAGAAUAGCGUUUUACAAAUUUUAGCGAAUAUCGACAGAACUGAGGACGAAGAUUGCAAAAUUGCUCUUUCGUUGAUGAUUAUUCCAUUUAUUCUACCACACUACAGGAAGAACAGCAAGUUAGAAUCGCUGGAAUCAUUCAUUUAUUACUGCAAGAAUAUUCAAGUGGCAGAUGACGAAACAAGAAACCGAAUAAAACGACUAAAAAAGGAUACUCAACCCAAAAUUUAUUUUGUUGGCGAUACGACAAAACCAAUUUCCAUUGCAUACGUGGAUAUAUGUGGAAAUCGUUUGAAAUUUGAAAAUCCUUUAAAAGCUGUUGAAGCCUGCUUUUACUCUUUUAUGAGUAUGAAUAUUAAAUACCCAAGUGCAUGCCUACACGUAUGGACAUUUAUACAAUAUAUUAUUUAUGAAAUUAACACUCCAUGGGAUACGACAAUACCUGCUGUAAGUACCUUAAUCAAUGAACUUCGUAUGGAAAAUCUGGAAUAGAUUUGUUUUUUUU
Messenger RNA from Musca domestica (house fly), 1570 nucleotides. RefSeq lists its product as uncharacterized. The record is from RefSeq and is a predicted model, not a curated record. NCBI's taxonomy places the organism in Eukaryota, Metazoa, Arthropoda, Insecta, Diptera, Muscidae. The transcript is spliced from 9 exons. Bases 1 to 1557 code for a protein of 518 amino acids.